Messenger RNA from Prionailurus viverrinus (fishing cat), 1263 nucleotides. RefSeq names its product transmembrane 4 L six family member 4 (gene TM4SF4). The transcript is spliced from 5 exons. The record is from RefSeq and is a predicted model, not a curated record. Lineage: Eukaryota; Metazoa; Chordata; Mammalia; Carnivora; Felidae. The coding region runs from base 260 to 877 and encodes 205 amino acids. Gene Ontology annotation, cellular component: membrane.
UAUGGAGUGCAGGAAAAAAAAAAAGGACUUCAGGUCAGGGAGAAUGUAUAAAUGUCCAUCGUCAUCAAGGGUGUGCUACAUCUGAGAAGCAGAAGCAACUCCAAGGACACAGCUCACAGGCUGAUUUGGCUCUCAGCUCCAAAAUACGGAUUGAACUGGGGACAUUUACAAGGACGCUCUGGCUGAUAACUUUGAAGAGACCCCGUGAAGGAGGCGCUGAAGAGCCUUGUAUCGCAGACCUGUAUUGUGCUUCCCCAAUAUGUGCACGGGGGACUGCGCCAAGUGCCUGGGGGGCACCCUCAUCCCCCUCGCCUUGUUUGGCUUCCUGGCUAACAUCCUGUUAUUCUUCCCUGGAGGAAAAGUGAUAGACAAUAACGACCACCUUUCUGAAGAGGUCUGGUUUUUCGGAGGAAUAUUAGGAAGCGGGGUCUUGAUGAUUUUCCCUGCACUGGUGUUCUUGGGCCUGAAGAACAAUGACUGCUGUGGAUGCUGUGGCAACGAGAGCUGUGGGAAGCGCUUCGCGAUGUUCACCUCCACAAUAUUUGCUGUGAUUGGAUUCUUGGGUGCUGGAUACUCAUUUGUCAUCUCAGCCAUCUCCAUCAACAGGGGUCCUAAAUGUCUCAUGGACAAUAGCACGUGGGGCUACCCCUUCCACGAUGGGCGGAGUCCAGAUGCUUCUCUGUGCCAUCCAGGUGGUCAACGGCCUCCUGGGGACCCUGUGCGGAGACUGCCAGUGUUGCAGCUGUUGUGGGGGAGAUGGACCAGUUUAAAUCUCCUUGGUGAGCUGUUCUCACUCGACGGCAGUUGGGACGUUACACUAAACUCAUUCUUCUUUCUGGGGUUGGCACUCCCCAUCUGCUUCCCUGACAAAGUUUAGAGACAGCGGAAGUAUCCUUUCCACUUUCCAAGACAGCUUAGCUCAUGGCUUAGCUCAACUUAGAUGUUUAUGCUAUUUUCAAAUAAAAAAUAGUUUGGCCACUUCAGUGAGGUUUCCAAAUCUUUCAAAUUAGCUUCCUUUUAGAAUUGAAGAACAGGUUCAAAGCAAAUUUUUCAUGAUUUUUCUUUUCUAGUGAAAGAUAUGUAAAGUCACAUGUACUGCCACACUGCUUCUUUGUAUAUAGAGCUGUUUACAUCUCUGGAAGUUUUACAUAAUUCAUAGGAGAGGAGCCCAUUAAAAAUGAGAAACUAAGACCAGUUUUUGUUUUCAAGAUUUAUGAGGAAAACAGAAUGACUGAUGUAUUCUACAUAAUUUUAUUUAGUGUC